Molecule: messenger RNA, 751 nt
Organism: Lymnaea stagnalis (great pond snail)
Lineage: Eukaryota; Metazoa; Mollusca; Gastropoda; Lymnaeidae
Source: the annotation of a GenBank genome assembly
CAGUUAAUAUCCUCAAGGUGCCUGAUGUUUCAAUAUGACAAAGAAACUGGAAAGUGGCAAAGAAAAGCCCGUGGUAACAUAAAGAUUAUACGAAACCUUUCUAAAAGGCAGUUCAGGGUAAUUGUGAUAGAAGACCAGGUAAGGAAUGUUUAGAUCUUCAUAUCUUUUCAAUAAAGCUUAAACUAAAUACCACUUUAAUUUAAUAACAUUUCAUGUGCCUUAAAUUAUUGUUUCGAAAAUUUGAUUUAAAAAAAUAUAUUUUACUGUCAAAAUUUUUCUGUAAUUAGAAGGCUUUCACAAGCAUUUAACAUUUUCUGAAUUCAACAUGAUGCUCAGGUUUACAAUUCCUUGAUGUAAAACCAUUUACUUAUAACGUAAUGGGCCUAUUGCUCAAAUAAAAAUUAAUCCCUAAAACUAAAAGAACAUAAGCAUUAAAAAUGUUUUUUUUUCAAAUUUAUUAUACGCAGAUCUGCACAUUGUGUGCGAACCAUACUAUUACCUCAAACAUGAGGCUGCUACCGAUGUCAAAAUCUGAUCGCAUGGUUUAUUAUGAAGCACUAGAUGUUUUAGGAGAAAAGAUGGAAGUUAAGCAAUUUGCCAUCAAGUUUAAGAACAAGCAAAAAGCAUUACAAUUUCUGGAUUUGUUUAAUGCUAGUCAAACAAUGGACCCAGAGCAUGAUAUUGCUAACCACAAAAUGGAACCAUAUCAUUAUAGUGCUAGCCAAAGAAUGUACCCAAACUAUGAUAGUGC